AUGGAGGACUUAAAACUGUUAGUGGAAGCCUGCGACAUGUUAGUUAAAGAAGUUGAAAAUCUAGCUACUAAUGCAACAUAUAUGAAGGAAAGCGCUGCGAAAGUGUACGCUGUGGUCAAACACAUGCGUAAAAUUACGCCCAAAUGUAUUAAAUUACAAUACAACAUGGAAGACAAAGAGGACUUAUUCCGAUAUGUACACAGAUGUAUAAAUUUCAUCGGUGAACUACAAAAAGCAGAAAUUAAAAUUCCUGGAGCUAAUCCAAGGAUUCGGACAAAUGAUUCGGACGCUUCUACAAGUGGUGAUAACGAGGAUGAGAUCAUCGACGUCGACUGAAUACGGCGCUAUGAUGUAGUAGUAGUUGU
Messenger RNA from Temnothorax curvispinosus, 365 nucleotides. RefSeq lists its product as uncharacterized. Lineage: Eukaryota; Metazoa; Arthropoda; Insecta; Hymenoptera; Formicidae. The record is from RefSeq and is a predicted model, not a curated record. The transcript is spliced from 3 exons. Bases 1 to 336 code for a protein of 111 amino acids.